CUUGGAGCAUAGUUGCUGCCGUGAACAGAUGCAGUCGUUCGCGCGGAUCUCGGUUUUCCCUUUCGAUGGCCGUACGGCGGAAUGGAGUUGUGCUGUUAACUGCCCUCAUCUUCCUCCCGUUCUUCUGGUUCAUGCUCUCAUCUCGGCCAGCUCCUGAAGAUGCCGACCUGGAACAGCGGUUGACAGAGCUUCGGGAGCGGCUGAGGUUUGCAGAGCUGCAGAACCAGGCACGCUCCAAGGAGCUGCAGGCGCUGCGGGAGGAGAUCAAGGCUGCGUUAACCGAGCAGCAGCAGAACAGCCACCGACCAGAGGGCAACAACAAUGCCGGCGCCGGGAAAACGGGGAAACAACUGUCAGGAGAUACACCUCACCACAACAGGGCAAACCUAUCUAACCAGGAGACAGAAGAAGAGGAGACGAAGAGGAAGCUGCGGAGCCUGGUGGGAGGGGGGGACCUACAGCUGCCCAGCAUCUACAACUACAUGCCGCACCUGCGGGAGAAACCAGACGCCCUGCAGCCCGCAUUCCACCUGGGCCAGGGCAGAACUGGAGUGUCGUUUGUUCUGGGCAUCCCCACGAUAAAGCGUGAGAAGGAGUCCUACCUGAUGCAGAGUCUGGCCUCCAUCUUAGACGGUUUGUCUGACGAAGAAAAAGAUGACUGUGUCAUCGUGCUAUUCAUCGGGGAGACUGAACAAGACUAUGUACAUAGAAUUGCAGAGAUGGUCAAAGAAAGCUACAAGGCUCCUAUAGAGUCAGGGUUGUUAGAGAUCAUCUCCCCACCGGCUGGUUUCUACCCUGACCUGGACUCACUCAAAGAGACCUUUGGUGACCCCAAAGAAAGAGUCAAGUGGAGAACCAAGCAGAACUUAGAUUUUUCUUUCCUAAUGAUGUACUGUCAACCAAAAGGGCAGUUCUAUGUCCAGUUGGAAGAUGAUGUCAUAGGCAAGCCAGGCUACAUAUCAACCAUGAAGAACUUUGCUUUGCAACAGAAAACAGAGGAGUGGAUGAUACUGGAGUUUUCACAACUUGGUUUUAUCGGUAAACUGUUCAAGUCUUCCGAUCUGAGCCUGGUUGUGGAGUUCUUCCUCAUGUUUCACAAAGACAAACCCAUCGACUGGCUGCUGGACCACAUAUUUUUUGUAAAAGCCUGCCAUCCAGAAAAAGAUAAUAAACACUGUGAUAGAAUGAAAAGUGCACUGAGGGUUCGCUUCAAGCCCUCGUUGUUCCAGCACAUAGGCACAUUCUCUUCAUUAAAAGGAAAAAUACAAAAACUAAAAGAUAAAGACUUUGGGAAGCAGCCCCUCCACAGAGCACACACCAACCCCCCAGCAGAUGUGUCCACAACACUGGAGGUGUACCAGAAGUACACCUUAGAGAAGUGCUACCUGGGAGAGAACUUCUUCUGGGGGCUCACUCCAACCAAGGGGGACACCAUCGUGUUCUCCUUCCACAGCCCUAUAGUCAUAGAAAAAUAUAAGUUUUCCAGCGGUAACACAGAGCACCCCGGGGACAAGCUCAUCAACACAACAGUCGACGUGCUGCCGGAAAAUCACGAGCAGAAAGAGGGCGGGAUUUUACAGGACAACAAGGAAGACAACACAAAAACUGGGAUGAUUAGACUAGAUGAUGGAUUCAUACAGAUCGGCCAGUUCAAUGCAGCUGGUGUAGCAGAGGGGGAACCUGACAAAAGUAUAGGCAGAGUCAGGCAGCUCAGACUGAGGUGUCUGUCAGAUGGGAAGGCUUGGGUCAUUCUCAGUGAGAUUCACAUCAAGCCAGAUGGGACGAGGUGACGACGGGGUGGGAUGGCCAUAUGAAGAGAAACAUCCUUCUAUAUUCCAUGGUGUUAACUAUGCCUUGUGUCCAUGUGUGCAUUACAUCUCUCAUCUCCAUAAACACACCACAUCGUAGUCUUUACUGUACAGAUACUCAUCCUUUUGCACAUCAUCAGCCAAGUCACUGUACUUACAUUAUGCAACCUCACAGGCUCCUGCUGAAGAUAAUGAUAAAUAUAUGUAACUCUGUAUAUAUUGCAAAAUGUCCAAAUUUAUUAUCCCACAACUAUUUUACAAGCAAACAGAGCGUGAGGUUUCUUGCAUGAAGAGCAGGUAUAGUAGAAUUUCCAACCACUAUCAGGCAUGAUAUCUAAACUUCAAGUUACAUGUAUUUAGGACUGAUGGUUGCAAAAGAUAUGUUACCGAAUGAACAUUUUAUUAGUGAUUUCUAGUUAGCAUCCAUCCUCAGGUUACAAUGUCUAUAUGUGCCAGUCUUGGCUAGGGUUCAUUUCCCUGUAGUUUUGUUAUCGUUGAGAUCUAAAGAAAUUUUUCUGGUUUUCUAGAUAUGUAUGCAGGUUGACAAUCACCCAAUAUGUAAAACAUCUCUGAGAUAGCAUACGGAUGUCACUGGGAAUAUCUAUGUGAUACCACUAACCACUAUCAGAAAAUAUUGCCUUUAUUUAACCUUAAAUAAAUUCAGAUAUACUUGAAGAGAAGCAGCCAACUUUAACAUUUUAAUUUUUGGCUUUGAGAGCUAGGAAAAAAGCUAAUUGACUCAAUAAUUUCAAUAAUUUCUAUAAAAUAUAAUUUCCCUGUCAUGAUAUUAAUCUACACAACAACGGCUCUACAUUUGAAAAUGAUAUUAAUAUAUGUUAAUAAAUUUAAGCAUCUAUAAUGAUAUAUCUAAGUUAGUAAUGUCAAAUUUUAAAAGACAAGCUGCCAAUGUUUGUUUAGAUGUUGCAUUUUGGUGUACUAUAAAUUUAUGUAUAUUCUCCUAAAUGUAGCUUGCACGCACAUGAAUAAGAUUUAGUGUCCUUAGUUUCUGACCUCCCAAAACCACCACAAAUGUUGCUUGAUUUUCAAGGCUAACACAGUUUUGCAGAGAGAGCUGAACACACUACUUCAUGUAGAUAACAGAUUCACAUUUCAUCUGUUUUGUUCUAUGCCAUGCUGUAAAAUAUGCCUACUAUUUGCUCCUUGGAAACUUCUAUAAUCUUUGACAUAUUAUAAUUUUUAUUCAUCUAAAACUAUUUAAGUAGGAGUUUUUGUCAGAACAUAGUUACUUGUUUUUAGUUUGUUUGGCUGGAAAAGAAAGCCCAACAAGCCACAAGGCUGUUAUCAAGGGCUAGACUGUGAGCUCAGAUGCAAAAAUGCCACUGAUUCAGUUUCCACUCCGUUUCCAAGGCUUU
Branchiostoma belcheri (Belcher's lancelet) is the source of this 3181-nucleotide messenger RNA. RefSeq names its product alpha-1,3-mannosyl-glycoprotein 4-beta-N-acetylglucosaminyltransferase B-like. The record is from RefSeq and is a predicted model, not a curated record. Gene Ontology annotation, cellular component: Golgi stack; endoplasmic reticulum-Golgi intermediate compartment; endoplasmic reticulum. Gene Ontology annotation, molecular function: acetylglucosaminyltransferase activity. The transcript is spliced from 16 exons. Lineage: Eukaryota; Metazoa; Chordata; Leptocardii; Amphioxiformes; Branchiostomatidae. Gene Ontology annotation, biological process: protein N-linked glycosylation. The coding region runs from base 66 to 1790 and encodes 574 amino acids.